UUUCUACGUACGCGUAACGUACGUACAAUUUCUUCCGAGGUGCUAGAGUGUCAGGCACUGCCACAAUACUUGGACCUACACGAGGACCAAAAGAACAAGCGACCCUUCUUUCUUCUGACUACGGAAGACUAGUGCUAGGCUAGGACAAGCGAUGGUCAAUAAUUGGCGUCUCUCCGAGAACUACUACCAGCGACUCGUCGAUCACUAUUUGACAUCCCAGUCACGAACAAGUCAGAAAUCCAGUUCACCGUCUGGGACGCUACACACAGACAGGCCUUGUUGUCCGAUCUGCUCGCACCAUCUUGUUGCAUGCAAUGGUUGUUCUAUUGUCACCUGCAGUGCUAAUGGUCAGUGUGCAGGUGCCGACCUCAUCACCUUGGUGUCCUGUCACGUGCACGAUAACUUAGAGAAAUUCUGCGCUGCAUGUCUCACAGAUGAGCGCUACUCAGGUGCGCUUAUUCAGUGUAUGCAUUGCUGGAACUGGCAUUGUCCAGAGAUCAUGAAGAAGUGUGUGGGACGACCCAUCUCCUCGGAUAAACUUGGCCGUGCACACGCUCCCAAGUUUAUCUCAUGUCGUUCUUGCUUUUCCGCUGCCGCUUCCAUGCAGGAGUGCAGUGAGUUCGACUGUUGGUCUUGUGCGCAUAUCCAUGAUGACGUAAUUUGCCUUGAUUGCAUCGGAUCGAUGGACAGUCACAUAGCUUGCCCUUGCGGAUGGACCUGGGUUCGUGGCGCAUGUGCUCAGAAAACAGACAGCGGUGGACGAUGUCCAGGAUGUCAGACAUUUUAUUGUUUCGAUCAGUGCGGAUACAUCGACGCGUGCACGGAGUGUCAUAAGACGACGCUAUGCAACGAUUGCAUGGAGGAAGACUUGUCUGACGAGGAGGGGUCUUCAAUGGCAAACAAGGGCUUGGUUCUUGUGACGACAUGCAAAGGAUGCCAGCGCAGUAUCUGCGCAGACUGCUUUGAAGAGCGCGAAUUCUGUUGCGGGUCUUGUGAUAGUGUUCGUUGCUGGGAUUGCAUGGGCGAUGGCAAGUGUUCGGGCUGUGGGGCACUUAUGUGUCUAAGUUGCACGGAGGCUGGAUGUGGGGAGUGCCGUGUGGGCAAAUACUCUACGGAGAGCUAACAGAUCUCGAAUGAGAUUGUGCACCAGUCCUCGGAAUAUUUGGCAGUGGAGUUUGUUUAUUGGUACUGGGUUUUGCGUACUUACAUUCGUCGAGGACCAAAACCUGAGCCGUGCUAGGAUAAUUGACCGUCAAUGAUGGUCGUAAGGAGCCUUGCCACUCCUCUGACGAUGGAAUCCCCUUUGUACCGCUUUGACGAGCCACUCCCUUACAUAUAAAGGCAUGUCUAUACUUUCGUACCAGUUUG
This is a messenger RNA of Suillus paluster, 1368 nucleotides long. RefSeq lists its product as uncharacterized. The record is from RefSeq and is a predicted model, not a curated record. Bases 152 to 1123 code for a protein of 323 amino acids. The transcript has 4 exons. NCBI's taxonomy places the organism in Eukaryota, Fungi, Basidiomycota, Agaricomycetes, Boletales, Suillaceae.